GUGAAUGGCGGUAGUGCGAUUUGUACCAAUCUCGAAGUAGGAAGCGCGAUCUGUGAACGGUGACAGUGAUAUACACAUAGAGAGUUGGUUGGAGUAAAAAAAACUGUUGACGGAAAAAAAGCAAAUAAAAGAAAAAGUAAAAUGUCUAAACGCUAAUGAAAGUAAGUAAGUGGCUUUGCAGCGUUCACCCGGUUUUCACCUGGGCGUAGUCCUCGUAAUCGGCACGUUUCACUUUCGUUUUCAAUGAUGGAGGAUAACAGUGCAAGGUUAGCUGAGGACGGCUAUGAGGUGGUUAAAGCCUUGUACGAUUUUAAGGCCACAUUCGCCAAGACUCUCAGUUUUCGAGUAGGCGAACAUUUUAUUUUACUGCAACGUAAUAUCAAGCAAAAGAAUUGGUGGCAAGUUGUAAAUAGAGGAGGACAUUUGGGUUACAUACCAUCCAAUUAUGUUACCGCUGUAAAGGUGCAGCCUCAGUUUGUAAUUGAUUUCUUGGAAGAUUGUAUACUAACUUUGGAAACAGAAAUUAGUAAAUAUAGUGAUUCAUUGCAUACCGAUAAACACGAUUUACUAGCAAAGUUAAUAGAAAAGAAGAAGCAACUCGAGCAAGGUAAAAAAUCUAAAAGACAAGCGCCUAAACCACCAGACUUAGAAUGUAACGUUACAUCCAAAGAAACAUAUUCCAUGACUGUCAGUGACAAUAUUGAAGCAGAUGUCAGAUCAGCACCAAGUAAUACCUCUUAUGCAACGGCACAAAGCACUUUUCACAAUAAUGCAAAUGCAGAUACUAUUCAAGCAAGUACACAACUACCUGAGAACGAACGUGCGCAACCACUUCCUCGUCAGUCGUCCUCAGACACUGUGCAGAAAGUCGAGACACAAAUAACGGAAGUUCGUAAAAGCUGCUCUCAAGGUAGCAUAAAAAAGGAAUGCAGUAGCUCGCCAGCUAAAACCAGUUCGCCCGCCAAGAACAAUUCGUCAUUACAAGCCAUAAACUCACGAAACGCUUAUCAACUACUUGAUCAAGUGCGCAAAAAUACUCAACUAAGUCAUGAUAUGUCAAAGGUGGCAGUCACAGUUGUUGUAUCUGGCCUUCGGCAAAUGCUGCCGGAUGCUGUAAGUCAUUAUUUUGAUGCUUUGCUGCAUCAGCUACAAACACCACUGACUGUGUCAAAAAUGAGUAUAGAAGAAACUUAUGACGCUAAUAGAUUGAAAAUAAUUUUUACUGAACUGACUUCAUGUAAGGAAGAUUCGCAGCAAAGAAGUUGGAUGCUUCAUGAAGAUGAAGCUAUUAUCGUAGAAUAUAUUAAAGAAUUGACUGAAAUAUUGACUAAUGCCGAUGCAAAUGUAUCGAAAUAUAUUUUGAGACAAGAUCGAUAUAAUGGAGUAACAAUAUUGGUACAGUAUUAUCAGAUGGAGACAAGAUGGACUAUUAGACAAUUAUUGUUGCAAUCAUUUGGAGUUAUGUGCAGUUUGGAUGCAGUGGUUCUAACUAUAAUGUUAAAUAGUAUUUUACCAAUGGAACUAGCAAGAGAUAUGAGAAGUAAUCCCAGAAAUGUAUUGAAAUUAAAUUAUUCUUCUUUGCUACUUACGAUGAUCUUUUCAAUGGGUGAACCUAUGCCAGUCACGCAUUUGGAACAACUUGGUCCAGACUUUAUAUCGUUCCUUCUAGACCUAAUAGAAACACCACCUGACACAGAUUUAGAGGAUCAGAUCCCAGACUUGUUCGUAAAUUUAAUAUUAUCCUACAAUCUGCAAUUUACAACUUCUGAGAAUAUAGUUCUAAAUGCCUUACGUGAACGGACUGUGGCCAAGACAUUCACUGAAAAAAUUUUAUUCCUUUUUAACAGAGAAGAGGAUCCGGUACGAAUAUUUGAUCACGAGCCGCAACCGCCGCACUCUGUGUUGAAACUCUUUAUCGACUUGUUUAGUAAUGAUGCCAUAGCAAGUCUCUUUUACACCAACGAUGUGAAAGUUCUCGUCGAUAUUAUACUGCGACAACUCUUCGAUAUGUUCCCGGGUGAUAAGCGUAGACAAUAUUUAGAGCUUUGUCGCCGAGUCCUGCGCACAUCAAAGUAUAAUGAACAUCAUCAUCGAUCUGAAGAUUUAUUAAAAUGUUUCACAAGGAUAUUUUGCGAGGAAACAUCAGAGAGUCAAGAAGAUCAGCAAAUAGUACGUGAAAUUAGCAAUGAAUUUCCACACCUGUUCAAGAUGUGACAUUUAAUUUCAUCCUCUGAACAAGAUUUGGAGGAAGAUGACUUGCAAACUCUCGUUUAAAUAUCUGAUCUUAUCAAAGGUAAAAGAGAAUCAAAUUUAUGAUAAAUUUCGUUCAUCUUUAUGACUUAUCUAUAUUUUAUUUAGUGAAAAAAAAAUAGUAAUGGCU
This is a messenger RNA of Linepithema humile (Argentine ant), 2380 nucleotides long. Its product is annotated as NCK-interacting protein with SH3 domain. Gene Ontology annotation, biological process: endocytosis. Gene Ontology annotation, molecular function: protein binding; Arp2/3 complex binding. NCBI's taxonomy places the organism in Eukaryota, Metazoa, Arthropoda, Insecta, Hymenoptera, Formicidae. The record is from RefSeq and is a predicted model, not a curated record.